Molecule: messenger RNA, 6693 nt
Organism: Symbiodinium sp. CCMP2592
Lineage: Eukaryota; Dinophyceae; Suessiales; Symbiodiniaceae
Source: the annotation of a GenBank genome assembly
AUGUACACGCCUCUGCAUCCUGAGCCCAAGCGGACAUGGGACGAAAGGCCGACCUUACCAAGGAAAAGGCCGCAUGAGUUCGUAGAGCCUCCGACCAGAACGCCGCUCCCACGCAAGCGUUGUCUUCAACCCUUGCCUAGACUUCGACGCCCGUUGCAGAGACUUCGCAGAGUGGCUGGUACUGGGUCCAUUGCCUCAGCUGCUUCAGCUGCUGCUUCCUCAAGGUCGGCAUCCUUGGUUGUGAAGGAGGGGCACGGCCAGAGUAAAGGACAUCGUGAGGGAGAUAGACGAACUCCCAAAAAUGCUCAUAACAGUACUCUUCGCAAAAUGUCCGACAAGGAGAUCAGAUCAAUGCGGAGAGCCCAGAAGGCAGCAACCAAAGCGUUCAACAAGAUGAAGGAAGAUCGAGAAAAGAAGAGCAAUGCAGCUGUUGGUUCGACUGUGGCUGAGCCUGUGGACUACAACCGGGGCCCCGGUGCGGAAGCCGAAAGCUGUGCCAAAGGGAGCCGGAAGGGUUCUAUAAGAGAAUCCUUUGCCAAAAGCGGUCGAUCUGAUCAUGCUCUUCCUGGUGGGACUGCCGGUGGCGAUCCACCUGGGACUGCUGCUACUGAGCCUGUGCAAGAUGACAUCAUGCUUCAGCGUCAACAACAGUUGAUGGCCAUGCAGCAGUACGCUUCCAGACGACGCUCCCAAAUUCGAGAACAAGCAUUAUUGAUACAGCAACAAGCUAUGACCUCUGAUACCAAUACAGGUACAAACCCUGCUUCUACAGAUGCAGCCUCUGCUGCUACUGCAGCUUCUACCGCCGAAACGGCUCCUGCUUCCUCUGCAUAUGUGAAAGGGUGGACAGCCUGUGGCCAUCAGUCAUCACUGGUCUUGUGCUGUGAUCAUAUGAGUUCAGGUCGGCCACAUUCGAUAUUGUCGCUGCCCCAACGCUCUUUGAUUGCCAACUGUUUGGUACAGGAGGAGCUAUGUACCCCAUACAAUUUGCGAUCAUUCCUGAUCAGGUCCCCAGCUGGACUGGCACUACCUGCAAGGUUGGCGCUUGAGGCUUUUGCACUCAUCAGCAAGCUGUGCUUUUCACACGAACGUUUGCAGCAUUGGACGUAUGCCUUCUAUGAUUUGUUCUACUGGCUUCUUAUGCAGCUUGUGCAUGCUUUAUACAGUCUCGGUUCUCAUCUCUUUAUCCACUUUUGCAGUAUUUGGACGACCACGCUUUUCUUUGAUGAGCCUCCGGGUCCCAAGUCCCGGAACGACCCGCCAACCAGAACCAGGCGUCUUUUUGUAUCUUCACCGAAACUGGUCUGGUUCCGUUUUCUUCUUUUCUACUUUGCUAUCAAUGGGGUCGUAGGAGCGAGGGUUGCCUCUGACGCCACAGGGGCAGGAUCACAGGAGCCAAGUGCGACUGUGACAAGCGGCGGAAGCCUUACCACACGGCAUGGGAAGAGAGCGUUUCACAGGGCCCAGCAGCGGGCACAGGCAUUAGGGGGCACGUUUUAUAAGGGUCGAUGGUGCACAGCGAAAUCGCUUAACACACAUGGCCCCACCGAUUCAUUUCCCUCUGCAUCUUCUACUCCCCAGCCUCGGAAAGGCGCAUUUCGAAGUACACAGACGAAUCAUCACUCUCGCUCAAUCAACUUUAUAAGCUGGAACAGCAGUGGCCUGGGAUCCGGAGUAUUGCCAGAAUUUUUGCUGUGGAUCGAUAUGCUUCCAGCAUCCUCCAGACCCCACGUCAUUCUGAUACAGGAGUCACAUUGGCGAUUUACCUCGGAAUACCGCCAUGGGGAUUGGCUGGCUUUUCAUAAUGGUGUCUCUGAGUCGUCACAAGAUCGUUAUGCUGGUCUGGUCACACUUGUUCGCAUCCCGGGUGUUACUCAGGAUCAUGUUCGUGUGCACAAUAUUCUACAAGGACGCCUGACACAUGUGCGAGUUGAUCUUCCGCAUCGCAAUCUUGAUAUCAUUCAUGUGUAUCAGCAUCCUUUGACCACAGAUCCCAGCAAAACCACUCAGGACAAGCGAAGACGACUAUUUCAGCGCCCAGAUGCGGUUGUACAAUCGAUGCCGGGUCGCAACUUUUUGGCUGUUGGUGGUGACUUCAACAUUGCUUUGCCUUUCUCCCCGCCUCACACGGGCAGUUCACUUAUGACGCCUUAUCCAAUACAGCCUGAGCACACUGUGACCAACAACGCAUUACUGCGUAUUCUUGAGAGACAUUCCCUGCAGGCGUGUCAUAGUGCUAUGGCAGAGCCUGCCAUCUUUAGGCUUCCAGAUCCUGGGGACGGUGAGCUUGAGGACAGAGAGUCCGAGUCAGAGGCCGAGGAAGCUCGCAGGUCUGCAGGUGCCCUGCGGACUGUUCGAUAUAGGGACAGACUUCGAAAUGCUUCCCGUGCACAGGUUUUGUUUCUGUAUGCGAAAACCUGUGGCGACGAAUCAGAAUCUCUGGGCACCGCUGCUGCAGGGAAUUAUUUGUUUUGUGUUGCUGAGCUUGGGGGAAAAUGCAUCAAGCCGCUGGAUGCCCAAGAGCACUUGCAGCACCAAGAUUCUUGGCGAGCUCGGCGUCAGAAACGUCGCGAUCGAGAUUUCGCCGCUAAGCAGAUGUCCCUCCAGAACCAAACAACCCGAAACCAGAUGUUGAAGUGCUGUUUGAAGUCUCUUUUUCGUUUCAGGGCAGCUGUCCAGUUGGGGCCUGCCCAGGCUGCAGUGGCAGGUGCCUGGUGCCGGGCACCUGCAGCUGCUAACCAGGGUGCGGUGACUCCUGUUCCUGCGAUGCCCGCCUUGGCUGGCAGGUUGGCGGUUUUGCCUGCAGGGCAAGCGCAAUGGGUUUUUCAAGCUGCUGCGCAAAGCGUCAUCUUCGAAGCCGUUGCAGAUCGCCAGGGCCUUUACACUUGCUUUGCAGCCGGACAGGCGGCGGAGCCUGAAGUAGGCACUGCGAGGCGUUACCUAGGGCGUCCUUUCUGGAUGGUUCGCUUGCCACCAACUGUCAUGAAGCAUUUGAUGGAGAUAGGCAAGGAGUUCGUGGUUCCUGCUGGGCUUGUGACUUCUUUGGGGCACCAGUUGCCCGGAACCGUUCCUGCUGCGGCAGAAGGAAGCCCCUGUGAUGGUGCCGACAGUGGUUCCUCUUCCUCCUCCGAGAUGAAGAAAGUGCGCAGGCCGGCGAUGCAAGAAAUCCUGUUGGGAAAGCUCGCUUACAAGCUCAGCUCAACGGUAGGCAUUCAAGAUGUGCUUCGCACCGUCCUUCGAAUGUUAGUGCCAGAUAGUUUAGGUCCGGCAGACAACAUGAACGUGUCGCGUGGGCAUGUGCGGAAUAUCUUGCUAAAGCUUGAUGCCUUGCAUUCCUUGUCUCGCCGGUUCCUUGCCCCACCAGGUGGUGGGGCAGACAAGUCGCUGCGAAUUGUCCGGUACAUCAGUCCUGACAGUUCCCCGCAAGCGAAUUAUGAUUAUUUUUGUGCGACAGAAGAGUUGCUGCUCUAUCGUUCCGACGAGCUUCCAAGGGAUGCGGAUGGAAAUGUAGCUCCUUUCAAAGGGUUUGAACACCAGAGGCGUUCGAUGUUGUGUACAACAAUUGCGAGAGGACAAGGAAGCACAGCUUCGAAGGCAAGCAAGAUGGUACAUAUGAUUGCCGUUGAGAGUGGUGCGUCUCUCUUUGAGACGUAUCGUUCGGAAGUUCGGGGGUUCUUAAGCGAUCAAGGAACGGAGCGAGGCAUAGCAUCGUUUCCAGUCCGCAGUUGCUCUGAGGUCCAGAGUAUUGUGGGCACUCAAGCUUUGGCGAGCGAGGCAAUACAGGAGGAUUUUCGUGGAUUGCCGCUCUUUCAUUCCGCUCUACACAUACCGGGAACACUACACAUAGUGUUUAACGCACUGGAAUUCAGCUUGAAACAGCUUGAAACCUGGCCAAAAUUCGAGAAACAAUUGAACAGCAUCACCCGUGUGUGCAAAGAAAAGAGUUACUCAGAAGUAAUUCUUGUGAGAAUGAUGAAGCAUGCGAGCCCCGAGGAGAGACGGUUGUUGCAUCGGAUGGACGAGCUCUUAGACUGGAGGUGGGAUUCGCUCGCAAGAGUGCUGAAGGUUUGGGUUCCUCUAUAUCCCACCUUCAAGAAAUAUUGGAACCCAGCUGUUUUUGGUGGGGACAGCUCGUCAGUCACAAUUCGAGCUGUGACGGAAGCGUUGGCAGACGAGUGCCAUUUCGACAUGGCAGUGUGGACGCAUCAGUUCUCUGCCGAGGCCACCAGGCUGGCCCACUUUUUCGAGGGUUGUCACUGCCAUCAGGAGCAGCUGACAGACCCAGAAAACUGGGAAAAGAUAAACUGUUGUUGGAAAGGCAGGCGCUUGCCUUGGCUUGCGCAGAAGCUUGCGUAUGCUCAGCAAGUACCAUGGGUGUUUGCCGCAGCGUUUGCGGGGUAUAUGGGCGAGACUUGGGGCCGAGUGAAAAAGGUUCUUCGGCCACAUCUUCAGAACGUUGACAACAUGAUCUCCAGUGGCCAAGUCGGCCUUCUAGACUCUGUUACACAUGCUUUGUUUGGACCAACCGACACAGGCCGCAUGCUCCGAGAAUUUCUGAACUCGGAGGAUGACGUGCCCCUUGAUCGAUGGCCAGCGUUGUUUUGGAAAGUACAGGAAUAUGCCUUUGUUUCUUUGUCCGAGCGACACACGGAGAGAGAGCAUGUCGGUGUCAAGGUUGCAGCAAACCGUGGUCUCACAAAGGCUGGGCCUGCAGUUGUCUGCAGCCGCAAGCGCAGAGAUCAAGUGUUGGAGAUGCUGGAAGAUGAGAAACAGCUCGCUUUCUUGGUCACCAAUUGGCGCAGCAGGCGCCUUUGGAGUAGCCUGCUGGAGCACAUGCUCACUCACGAAGAGGUUCGACUUAUGGAGACGCCAAAGAGGCUUUCCCGCUUGUGCGGGUAUAGCGAGGAAGACCACUUCAAAGAUUGCGAGGACUCUGUUCGUGCUGAUGCCGUUUACCGCCAAGCUUUGAGAGAUCAGACUUUGUUACUGGCCGGAAGCUUCAAGCUUCCGAGUGCUUCCUACCAGGUAGUGAACUGGCUGAAAGGCCAUUUGGCGACGGGCGUGUUUUUCAGUGUGUCCACGCAUGUCUUUGAGCUACUUGUCGACAGGGGUCGGAGAUGUGAAGACCCAGCCGCAUCCUUCAGAACCGACGUGCUGCUGUCUAUUCUGCGAGCCGACGUACACCCUCGGGUAAGUGAUCGUGCUUCGGUUUUCUGCUCGGUGCUGGAUGCCAGGCCAGAAGCAAGAACGGAUGCUCGUGGCGUGCACGGCCUUGGUGGAGAUGUGCGGGUGGCGUGCACGAAUGUGCGGAUCGAGGUUCUCGACUUGGCACGGGUGUGCACAGCAGAGAACUUGAAAGCCUUUUGUGCAAACUGUUUGCUCUGGCGUGCUAUGCCUGCGGAACUGGCCUUGGCUCUGGGAGACGAGUCCACGCAGCCAGGUUUGCUGCAGGAGCCGCAAGUGCAGAAACUUCCAGAGAUUGUCUUAGACAGCGAUCCUGCCUCCUUGUUGAGUCGACCGCCUCCGGAUCGGCAUGUGGAAGAUGCCCUCGACAUCCUGCACCCCCCUGCCCAUGUCGUGCAGAAUGCGGACGACUCUGCGGUGCUGCAGGUCUACGGUGCUCCGUGUAGCGACCGAGAAAUGCAAGCUAUCAAAGAGUUGCUGCGAGCAAGGGCCAUCGGCAUUGAAUCUGCUGUGUAUGCCACAGACCUUGAACACUUCGAUGCUGUUGCACUGGAAGGCUUGCGUGGCCGAGGUCUUGUCAUCUGUGAGACUGAUAUGUUCUCAGAUGUAUCCGUCGCCUUGACGGGCAAGUUGACCUACAGUGCAAGCUUGGUGCUGGCACGGCCAUUGUUGCUUUGGGAGCUUGACCAAACGACUUUGACUCGAGGCCAGAUGCCAGGCCGAUCAAAGUUGGAGUUAAUUCGUUUGUUGUUUGUCUUGGGCUGGGAGCCAGGGCUGGGCCGGGAAGCGUGGCAUCGCAAGCAGGGAGAGAAACGUCUUCCAGAUGACGUUCUAGUUUGCAGCCUCCCCUUCCUCAGAGCUUUGAUGCUGAGUCGGCUUAUAUGGGAAAAGCCCGGCAACUUGUCGGGCAUUUACUUGAAAGGCCCCCAGCAGUAUUAUGAGUUCUUGGUGGAUCAGGACGAUCUCAGCAGCUUGCGGGAUGCUUCUGCAGAGGAAAUCAAUGCUCGGUUCGCGCAGAAGAAAAAAAGACCUGCUGGCCGCAUCUUGACAAGAGAUGCGGCUACAGGUCUGGAGCUUGACCCAGAGGCUGAUGAUGCCGAGUUAGAAGAGCUUGUGCAAGAGCUGCCUGAAAAGCUCAUGCAAGCAGAAGAGCCGCAGCCAAGCAUGGCCAGCGGUGCUAGACGUGUCGCUCCUCUAGAAAUCGACUUGGGAGGCGGUAGGGCACAGGUAGUGCAUUUUGACAAUUUCACACACUCCAGCGGUCAGCUCCGAGGAUUCGCCGCUUGCGAGACGCACAUCUUCCCUGAUUACAAGAUGCUGCCACCUUGUGUUUGUUCCCUCAGUUCCCGUUCCAUGUUUGUCGAUGCCAGAAAUGGGCAUACUUGCACUGAUACUCAGAAAUAUUUCUUCCCCGAGGCGUUUAGGUUUCCCCAAGACACGGCCUGCAUCAUGGGGCGCGCGCGCCCAAAGUUGUUUGUUUGCAGGGUAUACUUCUGUGCGAUUGACUAG